AUGGAGGGCGCCCCGAUCGACGAGGCACCCGCGUCGGGUCAGGAGCCCGUCGGGGCUCCGCAUGAAGAAAACCCACCCCACAACGACGACAACCCCGUGACAAAACUGUUCAAGGACAUGGGCACCAAGGUCAAGAACGUGGUCGCCGCUGUUGAGCGGAUGGAAGAGGAGGUGAUAGACGACAAGACAGUGAACGACAAGGUUAAGGCGAUACAGCACACGAGGAACGUCAAGACCCUGCGCCAGAUGUGGAUCGACCUCAUCCUCUCGAAGGAGUUUACCACCAUCAUCGAUCAGGUGUUCGACAAGUGCUGUAAGCUCAACGACGAUGACGGGGACGGGCACGAAGGGGACGGCAAGUUGGACAGAACAGAGCUUGGGGCCGCUAUGACGAUGUUGUGGGAACGGCUGGACCAGAAGACGGGCGGUGGCAAGAAGCUGCCAAGGAUAAAGGAAAGCGAGGAGACUGUACUGAGGCGGUACGACGCCGACAGUGACGGCCACUUGGACAGGGACGAAUUCCACGGGUUCGCCAGGACGUACUUCAGUCGGGUGGAGUGGAGUUCUUGGAGAGUUGCAUGCCACGGUGCCACCAAGGGGUUCGGGUUCUACGUCGCACAGAGGAUGCUGCUACAACCCGCGAUCGGGAUGGUAAAGACGGCGGUGGGGCCCAUCGUCAAGGCCAAGAUUCAGAAGGCGCUGGAGAGUGGCGCGGCGUCGGUGCUGCGGGGGUCGUUGCGGAAGGUCAAGUACGCGGUCAAGCGGCCUCUCGCAAAGACAAACAACGCGGAGGGAAAGGCGAUACUGGAGGAGGAGUUGAUGGAGAUGAGGGCCAAGGCACGGGCCAAGCUGGUCGCCUUAGUCAAGAGCGUCGCUAUUUGCUGCGUGGGCGGCAGCGUGGGCGCGGUAGCGGGAUGGCUGUAG
Micromonas commoda is the source of this 924-nucleotide messenger RNA. RefSeq lists its product with no specific name. Gene Ontology annotation, molecular function: calcium ion binding. The transcript has a single exon. NCBI's taxonomy places the organism in Eukaryota, Viridiplantae, Chlorophyta, Mamiellophyceae, Mamiellales, Mamiellaceae. Bases 1 to 924 code for a protein of 307 amino acids. The record is from RefSeq and is a predicted model, not a curated record.